AUGCCAGCCUGUUCCAACCCUUCCGCCGACUCAGUGAAAGGAGUCAAAAUCUCGCGAGGCCUGCAAGGCCAAGACGACAACUUAGAUGCCUUAAGCGCCCUAUUUGAGCAGCUCCAGCUACUCACGGUGGAUGCAUCGAACCCCGAGCUAGAUCUGAUAACCUUUGCGCACAGCGCCUAUUUCUUUGGAGUCAUAACAGAGGUGGACGAACUCACUCAACGAAAAUGCGCAGCACCAGAAAGUGACCAAGAAUCGACUUGGUCUAUGGACGAAGAACCAACCAGAACGCCCAAGAGGUGCAGUUCACCGAUAAAAGUUGAAUCAAAUGAUGAGGUUGUUCCUCAUUCAAGCUCGCUGAUUAUAGUACCGCAAAAAGGAUCGUCUGCCGCUCUUGAACCGCCUGCCAUUAAGCCCUUGAACGCCCACGAUAACGGCACCUCGGAUGAGUUGAGCUUGGAUGCGUACUUGGACAAUCAUUACUCGGAGUUUGAAGCACAACAGCCCUCCAGCUCGAAUGCGAUAUCAUCUAUGUGGGACGACUACAAGAUCCCCUCCAACCCCCCAAAGUUUGACCCAGCCUCCCAAGUUUCGCUCUACGACGACGACAACGACAUUUACUCCGAAACCAAAAAUGAAUGGCACUGGACCCCUCCUGCACUGCCUGGCAAAGAGCCCCUAGUUGGCAUCGUCUACCUGACAUCAUCGCAGAACUACGGCGACCUCUUACACGUCGGUGAACUCAACAUCGGGAUCAUUUUGGAACCCGCAUUCAGAAAAAAAGGAUACGCACGAAAAGCAAUCGAAAAGGUUUUAGAGACUGCAUUUGCAGACCAAACAUGUCAUCGUAUUCAAGCUAUCAUCCUCGACAGCUGGGCCAAAGAUAGAGCGCUCAAUUUGUUCAUGCAAUCCCGAUUCGGGCACGAAGGAACACGUCGACGUGCCUUCUUCGGGCCCUUUGACAGUGAAUGGAAAGACACGACCUAUCUAGCCAUGCUCGAUACCGACUGGGUCAUGCGCACCUGCAUCAGUCCCAGGUUCCGCGUUGCACCCAAGUCUCUCUGGGACGAGCUCUUCGCACGCCACCAACGGGAGAGGGAGGAGCUCCUACGCUGGGAAGAGAGGAAUAAUAUUUUGAAGCGCUCUAUUAGCAUGGAAACUGUCCGGAAUAUAGUCGCGCUUUCGUCAGCGUCGACUUCGGCUUCGGAAGAUGAAGCUAUGACUGAUUCCGAGUCUGUCAAUUCUGCCACAGCGAGCUCGAAGCGGGUGAAUGGGAAGAAGAGGCGCAUUGAUGUGGGCGAUUCGUACGAUGCAUCUGCGUCUGAGAGUGAGGGCGAACCUGAGCUGGUCGCUGGCCUUCGUAGUCCUCCUCCAUUGUACGACCCAACCGAAUGGGUAGCCCAGGUCCGGAGUCAUCGAUCAACUAGCCCCGCCUCUUCGCAGUCGGGCGAGUCUGUUCAUUCGGACGGAAGCUACACCACGUCGUCAAGCUCUCCGUGGGAUCAUAUGGAAAGCGCCAGUGACGGCAGUUUAUCUGACUUCGGAUACCAGAUUCUUAACCUUGACUCGGAUGGUGAGGAUGAUGAUGAAUUAUGA
Laccaria bicolor S238N-H82 is the source of this 1593-nucleotide messenger RNA. RefSeq lists its product as uncharacterized. The record is from RefSeq and is a predicted model, not a curated record. Gene Ontology annotation, molecular function: acyltransferase activity, transferring groups other than amino-acyl groups. NCBI's taxonomy places the organism in Eukaryota, Fungi, Basidiomycota, Agaricomycetes, Agaricales, Hydnangiaceae. The coding region runs from base 1 to 1593 and encodes 530 amino acids. The transcript has 3 exons.